Exserohilum turcica Et28A is the source of this 2088-nucleotide messenger RNA. Its product is annotated as glycoside hydrolase family 2 protein. Gene Ontology annotation, molecular function: hydrolase activity, hydrolyzing O-glycosyl compounds. Gene Ontology annotation, biological process: carbohydrate metabolic process. The transcript is spliced from 4 exons. The record is from RefSeq and is a predicted model, not a curated record. Lineage: Eukaryota; Fungi; Ascomycota; Dothideomycetes; Pleosporales; Pleosporaceae. Bases 78 to 2066 code for a protein of 662 amino acids.
UUCCCUUGUACUCGACUGUUGCCGUGCCGUUUUGGAUGUGUCUGUAGGUGCUCCAUCACAGUGUUUUUCCCACCAGCAUGCGGCUCUCCAUCGGUAUUGGAGCGACCCUGUGCGCGUUGACUGCUUUUGCUUCGAGUGACCGCAACAUUAUACCGCGCCAGGACAACAGCGACAACACCGACUACAAACUUGGAUCUACUCCGCUCAAAACGAAUUGGACGGAUACUGUCGGAACUAACCCUUGGCCUGAGUACCCGCGCCCACGUCUCCAGCGCCCAGAUUGGAAGAACCUUAAUGGUGUCUGGCGAUAUCAAAACACUACCAAUGGCUCUGACGCGUCACCGCCAUUUGGCCAGAGACUCGGAAACCGAGUCCUAGUUCCCUUCUGCCUGGAGAGUGCUUUGUCGGGCGUGACUGGCAAGGGACGCAUCUGGAGCUGGUACCAAACAUCAUUUGGAGUUCCAUCAUCUUGGCCAAGCGACAACAAUGUCAUCCUCAACUUUGGUGCUGUUGAUUACGAAGCCACUAUUUUCGUCAACGGCCACAAGGCUGGAUUCCACAGAGGCGGCUACUUUGAGUUCAGCGUCGAUGUGACGCCGUACUUGAGCUCCAAUGGAACGAAUGAGCUGCUGGUAUAUGCAUAUGACCCCACCGAUCUGGAUCGCAUACAGAUACCUAUCGGAAAGCAAACCUUGACCCGCGGUGGAAUGAUUUGGUACACGCCCUGCAGUGGCAUCUGGCAGACCGUAUGGCUCGAGUCUACGCCGAAAGAGUACAUUUCCAAACUCGACCUAACGGCGGAUAUGGAUGGCAAAGUCGUCGUCACGGUGCAUAGCAGUACAAACUCAAGCAAUGCCUAUGAUAUCACCAUCCACGAACUGAAUUCUUCUGAUGCCAAAGCCAAAGCCACAGGCACCAGUGGCAGCCAAUUCACCUUUACCGUUGACUCGCCGGAGCUGUGGACACCGGAUAGCCCGACCCUGUACAACAUCACCAUCAAGAUGGGCAGUGACACAAUCGAGAGCUAUACCGGAUUCCGAACCAUUUCCAGAGGCGUUAUCGACGGCGUCCAGCGCCCCCUUCUCAACGGAAAGUUUGUCUUCCCAUUUGGCACGCUGGACCAAGGCUACUGGCCCGACGGCAUCUACACGCCUCCCAGCGUCGAAGCCAUGGUGUACGAUCUCAAGGUGCUCAAGAACGUUGGUUACAACAUGGUUCGCAAGCACAUCAAGGUCGAGCCUGCACUCUUCUACCGCGCCUGCGAUGAAAUGGGCAUGCUCGUGAUUCAAGACAUGCCUUCUCUCCGCCCAGACCUGCCCGCCCCCCAAGGCUGCGGCAGCAUCCGCCUCGAGCCUGGUGCGCAAGCCGAAUUCGACCGCCAGCUCGCCCUCAUGGUCGAACAGCUAAAAUCACAUCCCAGCAUCAUCGCCUGGACAAUCUACAACGAAGAAUGGGGCCAAUCCACAUCCCCUCCCUGGCCGGAAUUCGCACUCACCGACCUCGUCCGCAAAAUCGAUCCCACGCGCCUCGUCAAUGCCGUAAGUGGCUGGACCGACCACACGGCCGGCGACUUUGACGACAAUCACCACUACUCGACGCCACAAUGCGGCACGCCCUUCUGGUCCAACCAAGGCAGCGGCUACGACUCAGCCUACGACCCCUCGCGCAUUGGCCUGCAAGGCGAAUUCGGCGGCAUCGGCACCCAGCUACCCGAAAACAACUUCGAGCACGCAUGGUUCAAGGAUCUGGGUCGCCAGACAGCCUAUGAACUCACAAACGGCACCGUCUACUGGAACUACCGCUGCCACGACUUGCUGACCCAGCUCCGCGAGCAAAUCGACUUGUUCGCCUGCUCCGGCGGCGUGUGGACACAAACGACUGAUGUCGAGGGCGAGGUCAACGGCAUGAUGACGUAUGAUCGCAAGGUCGUGCGCAUGAACGAGACCAUGUGGAGGGAGGAUAUCCGCGCGCUGUAUGAGGCUGCUGAGAAGAGGGGCGCUAAUGCUUCUGCUGCUAUGGUGAUUAGGGAUGUGGGUGUCGGGGCGCUGCAGCAUGGUAUUUUCUAGUCUAUUCACAGAGAAUUGAAAC